Molecule: messenger RNA, 2506 nt
Organism: Leptinotarsa decemlineata (Colorado potato beetle)
Lineage: Eukaryota; Metazoa; Arthropoda; Insecta; Coleoptera; Chrysomelidae
Biological process (GO): mitochondrial protein catabolic process; mitophagy by internal vacuole formation
Cellular component (GO): mitochondrial outer membrane
Source: RefSeq, a predicted model, not a curated record
UGAAGAGAUGCGAGAAAGUGGUGAUCGAUUUCGUCGCGAGCGCGCGUCACCGACGAGUCCGAGAAUCGUCUUGAGGCGGGUGUUAGUGCUGUCGGAGGGCAGGCAGUUCAGGGAGGCGGCCGCGGUCCUGCAGAAGCUGGGGCCAAACACCAUAGCCACCGUCGCGGGAGAGCUGCCCUUGGAUUUACUCGUGGAGGGGCUACCGCACUCGGCUCAGCUGCUGGAGACGCUUUUCAAUAAGUUGAUAGCUUCUGGCCAACGACCAAACAUCAACGCAGAAUUAGUAGUUUGGCAACUAGUGCGUCUCUUGGCAUCCCACGAUGACCCUACUCUCAAAACAAAAGUUGCAAGACUGGCCAAAGCCCUCUUAGAUUACCAACCAGAUUUCCAACGAAUAAUUUCAGCUAGGAGAAAAGCUCUAGAACAAGCUGUACAAGGUCUCGGCUGCCACGGCCUCACCCCUGACGUCUCCGGGCUAACCCAUCUCCACGUGGCCAUUAAAAAUGAACUUCAACGCCACAUCGACGCCUACAAGAGCGCCCUCCACCGGCUGGAUGAGCUAGGCUUAUGCUCAGCGGAUAACAAGAAACCUGUGGACGCAUCCCAUCAGCGCCUUCUAUCUCUGCGCCUGCCCGAAGUGCAACAGAGGCUAAUCGAUAACAAAACACUGCUCACUAUCCUCGACAAGCCGGCUUUGAAACAGUUGGACUCGCUGGUUGAGACAUUGGCCGAUAGAGUGCAGAAUGACAAGGAAGCCCUGUUCUGCGUGUCGCAGUUGAAAAGGCUUCAACCUGUCGGCGAGGACAUUCCCGUUGCCACGAUAUUGAUGUCUUUCUCACGUGGCUGUGGCGCCCUCUUGGACCUCAUGCAGAUACCACAUAGUCCCUGCCAUAGCGACACAGGAUAUCACUCCGAAACGGAAGUCGAUCAGGAAACAGGGAAAGACGUAGUUAGUCGAUACGAGGCCCUCUAUCACCACAGCAGACCCCGGGCGCUGGAAGCUCUGGAUUCCUUACCUGACCUGGAGCACGCAACUCAACUGAAGGCGAAGAUUUUAUUCUCUGUUGUCGUGCUGGCCUUCAGGACGUGUAGGACCAUUCGCGACCACAAGCUUCUCCAGACGUUCCGCACUCUGCACAUCGAUCACCGUUCCUCAGCAUCCCAGUCUUUGCGACAGGAAGUUCUACGGUGUCUGGCCUCAUCCUCAGAAUCAUUUCCACUGGAAGAUGCCGAAAACCAGGUGAUCGGACUCGUUUGUGAAACGCUGAAGGAGUACAAGUGCUUGGAGUCCUGCCAAGCCUUGAGAAGUUACGCAGGAGAAGCUGCCAAAGUUGCCUGGGCUUUGGUGUGCCAAGUGCCUCCAUACGAAUUGGAUACAGAUUUUCAAACGCCAGUCCGACUGCAUCCGGAAAAACACCAGCCCCACCAAUCAUCGCCAAGAAGCAGUGACAUCGUAAGAGCCUAUUUGUGGCCUGCCCUGAUGCUACAAACGAAUUAUGUCCAUAAAGCCAUCGUUGUUACGGAUGGCACUUGAUGUUGUUUCCUGCGUUCCAAACUUUUCCGAGACCAUUUUUGUAUAUGUGUGUUUACUCAUAGCGGUUGUACAGGGUUGAUCAAAAUAUGUCAACUGGUGCUUUUGGUGAAAUAACUGUGAAUGCUUCUGCAUUUAGAACUAUUAUGUCUCAAAGAAAAUUUAUUGGUGCUCUAAUGCAACAUUGUAUAUGACAAUUUUUAGUACCGUGUUGCCCACAUUGAGUGUUGUUUUCAUGUCACGAAAUGAAACUUGUUUCAUAAGAAAUUUUCACUGGCACAGGGCGUUUCGCAUAGCCAAGAGCAACCUACGUUGUGUUUUUGUAGAACACUGAGUGUUUUAGGUACUCUAUAGAAAUUAUUCGAAUGAUAAUAAUAAUAAAUUUCUCUUAUUCAAUGUGGGAGAUUUGAGCGUCAGCUACUAUUCCACUCAACAAUAAUGUACUAGAAUUUGUGGAUUAACUUCAACAAAAAUAUUGAAGCUGAAAUAGCUUUCCAAAACAUAAAUUAUUGAUCACGAAAUGAAAUUAUAAUGUUCAAAUAUGUUGUGGUCACUGUAUACGAGUAGAUGGUUUUUAAUUCUAUUUUUGAGCGACGGUGGCGCCGAUAGUUUAAUAGAUUGAUGGAUGUAGCCGUUACUACCUGAUAGGAAAUCAUUAUGAAGAAAAGAGAAUUGAAACUUUCUAUGUGAUUCUUUCCAUCCGAACAGUCAUAAAUUAGCAGCCUACUAUUUGAUGUUGCACAGAGCAUUCUCACUGCCUUUGUCUGCUAACAAUCUAGCUACGGAUAUUGAUAUAAUUACACAGAUAGGGCAUAAUAAUGGUUUCGACGUAGAUUCAAUCUAGAAGUUAGUCAGAAAACAGAGCCGUAAAUUAAUUUUCAGAUUAAUAUACCCCAAGAUCAAACAAUCCUUGGAAAAUCACAAGCAUAAACAUAGCGGGUGCAACCUGUUACAUGAUCAAAUCGAUUUAGUUUA